Gossypium raimondii (Peruvian cotton) is the source of this 1499-nucleotide messenger RNA. RefSeq names its product protein phosphatase 2C 51. Gene Ontology annotation, cellular component: cytosol; nucleus. The record is from RefSeq and is a predicted model, not a curated record. Gene Ontology annotation, biological process: protein dephosphorylation. Bases 126 to 1325 code for a protein of 399 amino acids. NCBI's taxonomy places the organism in Eukaryota, Viridiplantae, Streptophyta, Magnoliopsida, Malvales, Malvaceae. The transcript has 3 exons. Gene Ontology annotation, molecular function: protein serine/threonine phosphatase activity; cation binding.
UGCAGAAAAUCCAACGGCCCAUAUUCAAUGCUUUUUCACCCAACUUACUUUUAUUUUUGUGUUCUCCAGUUGUCGCCUUGCCUUUCGAUUCCAUGCAGAAAAAGAAGAAAAAUAAAUGAACUGCAAUGAAGAGGGACAAAAUACCGAAGCUUCAAUCUCUAUCGACCAAAUAUCCUCGGAGAAUGACGUCAGAUCCCGGCGAAGUCAGCCGUCUUACUGUCAUCAGGACCAAGGAUGCUCGCCGGAGGAGGCUGGAAAUUAGAAGGUUGAAGUAUACAUUUGAGACGAUGAUGAAUAUAACCAUCACAGAAAACAGCAACAACGGCAAUAAAGACCAGGAUGAUCUUCUUCAUGGAUCAAAACCAAGCCACGGUUUAACGGAAAUAUCGCUUUCAUUGUCCUCUCCAUCAUCAAAUCAAUCAACUUCGGCGGAGAACGGCAUCGUUUUAGCUGGUUUUGGAGAGAAAACUUGCAUGAAAAACGAUGAUGCGUCAACCUCAACCUGCACGUCUCAUGGGUUGCUUUCAGUUAUCGGUCGGAGAUGUGAAAUGGAAGAUGCAGUGAAAGUAGAGUUAGGGCUUAUGGCGAAAGGAGGGGAAAAGUUUGAUUUUUAUGGAGUUUAUGAUGGGCACGGCGGGUCCAGGGUGGCGGAGGAGUGUAAAGAAAGGUUGCAUAAACUGUUGGUGGAGGAAAUAGUAGAGGAAGGAAGUGGGAGUGGGAUUGAUUGGGGAAGAACAAUGGAGAGAUGCUUUGAGAAGAUGGAUGAAGAGGUGAAUAAAGGGAGGAUGGCCGAGGAGAUGGUGGGGUCAACGGCGGUUGUGGCGGUGGUUGGUAACGGAAAGGUAGUAGUGGCCAAUUGCGGGGAUUCAAGAGCUGUUUUAUCGAGGGGCGGCGUUGCUAUGCCCUUGUCUUUUGAUCACAAGCCCGACAGGCCUGAUGAGUUGGAGAGAGUUGAAGCUGCUGGUGGAAGGGUCAUAAACUGGAAUGGAUAUCGAGUGCUUGGAGUACUGGCCACUUCAAGAUCCAUAGGUGAUCAGUACCUCAAACCCUUUGUGAUAUGCAAACCGGAAGUGACCGUACGAGAGGUAACGAAUGGUGACGAGUUCCUGAUACUGGCUAGUGACGGACUUUGGGAUGUGGUAUCGAAUGAGGUGGCGUGUCGAGUGGUAAGGCGAUGUCUGAACGGCCAAAUAAGGAGCAAAACAGCUGAUGUUUUGAAUCAAAACCGCGCUUCUGAAGCAGCGGCGGUGUUGGUUGAGCUCGCAAUGUCUAGGGGUAGCAAAGACAACAUUAGUGUGAUUGUGGUCGAGUUGGGAAAAACGUAGCACAGUCGUGUGUUUUGUCUGAAUCUGGAAUUGCUAACUGAAGGAUUUGGUUUAACCAUUGGUUGGGGAUGGAGUUGGAUCAGACAUUUGAUUGCAUUUUUCUUGGGGUUUUUACUUGGAACACCAUAAAGUUCUGUUGGUAUAUAAUAGAUAAAAUAAAAAUAAAUUUAUAAA